Molecule: messenger RNA, 1590 nt
Organism: Ctenopharyngodon idella (grass carp)
Lineage: Eukaryota; Metazoa; Chordata; Actinopteri; Cypriniformes; Xenocyprididae
Product: matrix metalloproteinase-19-like
Exons: 8
Coding region: 1-1362 (453 amino acids)
Biological process (GO): collagen catabolic process; extracellular matrix organization; proteolysis
Cellular component (GO): extracellular matrix
Molecular function (GO): metalloendopeptidase activity; zinc ion binding
Source: RefSeq, a predicted model, not a curated record
AUGAUGAUGAUGAUGAUGAUGAUGAUGCUGACGCUCACCUCAGCGUGUGUCGCUCUGGAUCCAGCAGCGCUGAAGGAGGCCACGGGGCUAUAUAAACACAGACACAAACCCGUCAGCCUUCAUCAUGUCACAAACGUCUGUUUCAGAAUCUUCCAGAAGGUGACAGAAUUACCGGUGACGGGCCGCCUGGACGGCCGAACGCUGGCCAUGAUGAGAGCCGCCCGCUGCGGCCUGAGAGACGCCUUCAGCAACACGCUGGAGUAUCGCGUCCUGGGUCACUGGCGUAAGAGGAGACUGACUUAUCGCAUCUAUAACCAUCCGCUUCACCUGGGAUUGGCUCGGACACGAGCGGCGAUUCGCGCGGCCUUCGGCUAUUGGAGCGACGUCUCUCAACUUCACUUCCAGGAGGUCAGCGGAGAUCAUGCGGACAUCAACCUCUCCUUCCACAGAAGAGACCAGGGCUGCCCCGUUCCUUUUGACGGACCAGGGCAGGUUUUGGGUCACGCCGAAGGCCCGGAGUCUGGCACGGUUCACUUCGAUGCCGAUGAGGUGUGGACAGAGGGGCGGAGUUAUGGAGCAAACCUACGCAUCGUAGCUGCCCAUGAGAUAGGCCACGCCCUUGGACUAGGCCACUCCCAGUUCCACAGUGCUCUCAUGGGCCCCGUGUACACGGGAUAUCGGGGCGGUUUCAAACUGCACCAUGACGACAUCCGCGGUAUCCAAACUCUGUACGGAAAACCUGUGGAAAGACAGUCCGCUGCUCCGAGAAAGCCAGAAGCAGAGCCGUCGGCCCCGGACCCCUGUGCCGCGCCACUGGACGCCAUCAUGCUGGGGCCUCUCCACAAGACAUUUGCUUUCAGAGGUCAUUACGUGUGGACGGUCUCAGAUUCCGGUUAUAACGCUCCCGUUCGCAUUAAUGCCCUGUGGAAAGAACUGCCCGGCAACAUCAAUGCAGCGGUUCACUCACAAAGAACCAACAAAUCCUAUUUCCUUAAAGGAGAUAAAGUGUGGAGAUACUCUGGCUUUAAACUGGACCACGGCUACCCGAAACGACUCCGUAUUCCUGCCAACAUACAAGCUGCUUUCUACCUCAAGAGCCGCCGGGCGCUCGUCUUCAUAAAGGGAUCAGAUUACUGGCUCUGGGAUGAACUGGGCUCAGGUAACAAACUCCUGCUCCAGCCCAAACCUCUGGCCCAGCUCAUCGCCGGCUUGCCCUCGGAUCCGGACGCCGCCUUCGCGCGGACCGACGGACAGGUGUACGUGUUCAGAGGCGAGCAGUACUGGCGCGCGAGUCCCGCGAUGCUGCUGGAGAAGGGCUAUCCACUCCGCGCCAGAGAGCCAUGGAUGCCGUGUGACGAUUAGACCUGCGUCCUAAGAUAAAAUCACUUUAGUCAAAUAUUAUUUUCACGAAUAUAAAUUAUUUUCUUAUCAUAAAUCGCUACAGUAAAGAUAAAAGACAUAUUACGAAGUCAUUGUCAGCAGUUUAUUAGUAGUCUCUCUUUCUCUAACAUGAUACAUGACUGAAGCAACAGGUGUAUUAGUGGCUCAUUAAUCAUCUGUAUUAAUAUUAAUAAAAAGGACUGAAACUAA